Messenger RNA from Phyllostomus hastatus (greater spear-nosed bat), 2919 nucleotides. RefSeq names its product carnitine O-acetyltransferase (gene CRAT). Gene Ontology annotation, molecular function: carnitine O-acetyltransferase activity. Gene Ontology annotation, cellular component: peroxisome. The record is from RefSeq and is a predicted model, not a curated record. Gene Ontology annotation, biological process: carnitine metabolic process, CoA-linked. The transcript is spliced from 15 exons. The coding region runs from base 386 to 2266 and encodes 626 amino acids. Lineage: Eukaryota; Metazoa; Chordata; Mammalia; Chiroptera; Phyllostomidae.
GCUAGCUCCUUCGGGCUCGCCACCCGCCGGUGACCGCUCCCAGAGUCCUCCUCCCCGGGCCACGAGCCCGCCACCCGCCCGGCCCGGUGGGUGGGCGCGGGGCCGCCUGUACCCGUUGGCGGCGGUGACUCGGCGACCUUGGCUAGGAGGUUCUAGCGGGGAUCCACCGACGGUGGCGACAGCGGCGCGGACUUUGCACAGCACGGGGCGCGGAGCGGACUGCGUGUCCGCAGGUGGGCCGAAGAGAUGUUGGCAUUCGCGGUCAGGACCGUGCCCAGGCAAGUGGCUGCCUCUUGCUAGGCUCCGCUCGCCCACUUGGUAGCACAGUUAGGCUUAGAGAUCCAGCCCAAGGCAGACAGACAGGGCUCAGAACCUCAGUCCUGCCAUGGAGGACGGGCAGCAGAAGGAGAAGGUGAAGCCCCUGGGCUUCCUCAAGCCUUCUUCCCUGACAAAGGCCGCCGGCCGUUUCAAGGCGCACCAGGAUGCCCUGCCCCGGCUGCCGGUGCCGCCGCUCCAGCAGUCCCUGGACCACUACCUGAAGGCGCUGCAGCCCAUCGUGAGCGAGGAGGAGUGGACCCACACCAAGCAGCUGGUGGAAGAGUUUCAGGCUUCGGGGGGUGUGGGAGAGCGCCUGCAGAAGGGGCUGGAGCGCAGGGCCACGAAGAUGGAGAACUGGCUGUCCGAAUGGUGGCUCAAGACGGCCUACCUCCAGUACCGCCAGCCCGUGGUCAUCCACUCCAGCCCUGGCCUCGUGCUGCCCAAGCAGGACUUCGUGGAUCUGCAGGGACAGCUCCGGUUUGCUGCCAAAGUCAUCGAGGGCGUGUUGGACUUCAAGGCCAUGGUUGACAGUGAGACCCUGCCCGUGGAGCACCUCGGGGGCAAGCCGCUGUGCAUGAACCAGUACUACCAGAUCCUGUCCUCCUGCCGCGUGCCGGGCCCCAAGCAGGACUCGGUCGUCAACUUCAGCAAGACCAAGAAGCCGCCCAUGCACAUCACCGUGGUGCACAACUACCAGUUCUUCGAGCUGGACGUGUACCACAGCGACGGGACUCCCCUCACCUCGGACCAGAUCUUCGUGCAGCUGGAGAAGAUCUGGAACUCGUCACUGCAAACCAACAAAGAGCCCGUAGGCGUCCUCACCUCCAACCACCGCAAUUCCUGGGCCAAGGCGUACAACACCCUCAUCAAAGACAAGGUGAACCGGGACUCGGUGCGCUCCAUCCAGAAGAGCAUCUUCACCAUGUGCCUGGACGGAGUCAUCCCGCGGGUGUCGGAGGACAAGUACCGCAGCCAGGUGGCGGGCCAGAUGCUGCACGGGGGUGGCAGCAAGCUCAACAGCGGCAACCGCUGGUUCGACAAGACGCUGCAGUUCAUCGUGGCGGAGGACGGCUCCUGCGGGCUCGUUUAUGAGCACGCGGCCGCCGAGGGCCCCCCCAUCAUCUCCCUCGUGGACCACGUCAUUGAGUACACGAAGAAGCCCGAGCUCAUGCGGUCUCCCAUGGUGCCCCUGCCCAUGCCCAAGAAGCUGCGGUUCAACAUCACGCCCGAAAUCAAGAAUGAUAUCGAGAAGGCCAAGCAGAAUCUUAGCAUCAUGAUCCAGGACCUGGACAUGAUCGUGGCGGUGUUCCACCACUUCGGGAAGGACUUCCCCAAGGCGGAGAAGCUGAGCCCUGACGCCUUCAUCCAGAUGGCGCUACAGCUGGCCUACUUCAGGAUAUACGGGCAGGCCUGUGCCACGUACGAAAGCGCCUCCCUGCGCAUGUUUCACCUGGGCCGCACGGACACCAUCCGCUCGGCCUCCAUGGACUCGCUGGCCUUCGUCAAAGCCAUGGAUGAUGCCAACGUGUCGGAGCACGAGAAGGUGGAGCUGCUGCGGAAGGCCGUGCAGGCCCACCGAGCCUACACCGACCGGGCCAUCCGCGGGGAGGCCUUCGACCGGCACCUGCUGGGCCUGAAGCUGCAGGCCAUCGAGGACCUGGUGAGCAUGCCGGACAUCUUCAUGGACACCUCCUACGCCAUCGCCAUGCACUUCAACCUCUCCACCAGCCAGGUCCCCGCCAAGACAGACUGCGUCAUGUUCUUCGGGCCUGUGGUCCCAGACGGCUACGGCAUCUGCUACAACCCCCUGGAGUCCCACAUCAACUUCUCCGUGUCGGCCUACAACAGCUGCGCCGAAACCAACGCCGCCCGCCUGGCGCACUACCUGGAGAAGGCGCUCCUGGACAUGCGUGCUCUGCUGCAGGGCCACCCCCGGGCCAAGCUCUGAGGCCCCUACGCUCGGGCCUGCCGGUGCCGCAGCCAAGCCGCCUUCGGGUGGGCCACCCACCAGGGCUCCGCUCUCUGUUCCCCGUCCCCCUGGGCCCCGCAGGUCCAGCUGAGCCAGGGCCAGCACCACACGCUCAGUGGGGCCCGCGGGCCCCAGCCAAGUGCCUUCCGUGGGCCGCGUCCUGGGCUGUGUUCAGAGGCCGGGCGCCCCAUGUGUACCCCACAGAGGCCUUCCUCUGGGGAAAGGAGCCGGCCGAGCCCGUCCCCCGCCAGGGUGGGGGAUGGGGAGUCCUUUUCUCGGCAGGUCCCCUCUGGCCCGCCCGUCCCCACCGUCUGCGCAGCAUGCUCAGAUCUGUACCCUGGCCCUCGGACUCCCGAGGACCUCUGGAGCGGGGGUGGGGGGGCGGGGACACUCCAGGCAACCCCAAGGCUGAGAGGCCAGGUGCGAGGUGUCCUGGGAAAGGGGGAGCCCGGGCCGCCCGCCCGCGCCCUGCACCGUGAGGCCGUCUCCCGCAGGACCGCCGCGCUCCUCUGGGGAAUGCGGCCCGAGAACCCCGCCUCGUUCGCCUCCGCCCGGUCGGACUCCUGAGCCACGCUCCUGGUUGUAUCAUAGUAACGCUCCAGGUGUUAAUAAAGGGAAAGUCUGUUGGUAAA